AUGACCACAUCUUUCUUCUUUCCGCCAAACCAGCCGAAGAGAGAUGCAGAGGAGCUUGAGAACAAAAGAAAGCUUGAAAUCUUCAUGCUCUCUUUCAAAAAGUAUCCUAUGGUUUUUUGUGCCCGUAGAUUGUGCCUAAUCCACGUCAGCGCUGAGCUUCAAGUUUUCAGGAAAUUCCUAUGGGUUCUAACAGCUCGAAAGUUUGAUAGAUUGGCGAAUACUACAAGAUCGAAAGAAGACUUACAGAUUGCUCAAACGUUUUUCAAUGAAGCUUUGCUCGUUUUGAGGGAGGUUGCUUCUACGGAUCUACUUCGAAUAGUUAAAGAUUUCAGCGAGCUUUCGUCUCCAAAUGAUGUCAGUAAAUUUACAGAUGACUGGUUUGAGGAGGACUAUUUCAAUUAUCGAAAUUCUGGGCUGAAUCGCUGGGUGAACUGGGUUGAUUGCCACUCCGAAAAUCGAGCUAAGCGAAGAGGUCCUUGUGGCAUGUGGAAACUCCUGCACGUCAUGACUAUUUAUGGGCCUGGCCGAUCAAAAGACUUUUCAAAACCUGCUGAGUAUGCGUCAAUGAUGUCAGAUUUUAUUACUGUUCAUUUUCCGUGUGUGGGCUGCCGUAAGGACUUUAUGGAAAGAAUCGGGUUGACAAAGAGCGACUUGCCUAGACGUGAUCCAACUCGUAUAAAAACCAAUAAUGAUUUCAUUAUCUGGCUCUGGAAACUCCACAACGAUGUUAACCAAUCCCUUAUUGAGGACCCCGGCCUCGACAAUAUGCAAUUUGGCGAUGUAAAAGACCACCCGAAGAAAAUUUGGCCAGACAAAACGACCAGUGAGAGUGAUAUUGUCGACAUUUUGAAGAAAGAGUACAGAAUCUAA
Molecule: messenger RNA, 870 nt
Organism: Oikopleura dioica
Lineage: Eukaryota; Metazoa; Chordata; Appendicularia; Copelata; Oikopleuridae
Source: the annotation of a GenBank genome assembly